GCCUGUACUAUCAACGUAUAAAAAAAAAAUCUAUAUAUGACGUCACCUUUUUUUUUUUAAUCUUCCAACUGUGGUCCCAAGCGUCGCCAUCUCAGGCAUCUCAGGCAUCUCAGGCACCGUAUUCUCAUCAUCGAAACCCACCAUCCUUCCGUUUUAUUUAUCCGUCUUUACCCUCCAAAAGAAAAAUCCUUAUUUUGUGCAUUGAUUUAUCAACAAUACUACUGUACUGCGUAAAAUUGCCACAAUAAUCACCUCAUCCGACAGAAAACUUGAGUAUCCUGGGCUCAAGGCGCUUUUUACACAACCCUGUAUCGCUGUUUUUUCGUCUGUAAUCGCUAAAACAGCCUUGCAUCUUGAGUCACAUAGCCAUGGACUCCUCCGCGUCGUCGAACUUUGACCCGAACGCGCUUACUUUCCGCAACUAUCUGACUCGGCCCUUGCAGCACUCUUCAAACCCUCAGUCGGUCCCUAACAUACCAUCAUAUCAGGAACUGUCAGUGCUUCAACAGGAACUGCUCUAUCUGUCCGAAAAGGCUGCCACGCGACACGAGAAGUACGCGAACGAACUCGCUCGUCUGGACGGUGGGGCGAAUUUUUCACAGUCGAAGGAUUCAUCAGUAUCUUCGACGCCUAACUCCUCAGCAUCCGCAGCCACAUUCAAUUCUGCUUCCCAAGGACUUUCUCAUACACCAUCUGCAGGCGCCAAUACUUCGAACGCAGCACGAUCAAGCGCAUCCCCUAAUACCUCCUCGCCAUCAUCUUUUUCGAGCAGCUCCAGAGCAGGAGGACCAUCAGGAGCACUUACGCAGGGCGCAGGAGGCUCUCCAGCUCUUGUUAAACUGGGCGUCGUUACGUUGAAGCUGAAGCGAUCCGAUGCAGCUGGUACGUGUGGAAUAGAGUUCAAAGACUGACGAUGAACAGAAUGCAAGUUCGACUACAAACACAAUCAGACUUAGGACAGGAACACCCUCCCUUGUUCAGGAUGGAUUCCUGAAGAAGAAAAAGAAGCGC
Molecule: messenger RNA, 1011 nt
Organism: Gamsiella multidivaricata
Lineage: Eukaryota; Fungi; Mortierellomycota; Mortierellomycetes; Mortierellales; Mortierellaceae
Exons: 4
Coding region: 369-911 (180 amino acids)
Source: RefSeq, a predicted model, not a curated record